UUGUUUGUGGACACGAUUCUUAUUCUGGAAUGUCAACGCUAUUCAAUUCGACGAAUAUACCCUAGAGUUGAUCAGAAGAAAAGAAUAUACCGCAUCUUGCAUUAGAAUUCAAAUAAAAGUUUUCAUCAUUAGAAAAUGGAAUACGGUGGAUACAGUGGCUCAUCAAAAGAGACUGUUCGUGCUGCUUGCAAAAAGUGUGGUUAUGCUGGACACCUAACGUUUCAAUGCCGCAACUUUAUCAAGAUUGACCCGAAUAAAGAAAUUCAACUUGAUGUCAGCAGUACAAGUAGCGACUCCGAAACGGACUAUUUAACACCACUCACCGGUUUACGAAAGGAAGAGCUUUUACAAAAAGAACGCGAACUACAAUCACGGUCAAAACGAUCCAAAGACAAGAAAAACGAAGAAAAAAGAUUAAAACGAAAGCGAAAGAAAAGUUCCUCAAGUUCAUCGGACAGUGAAAGUUCGUCAUCAUCUUCAUCGUCCUCGACGUCAAGCAGUACCAGUAGUAGCAGUAGUAGCUCAACAACAUCAACAAGUACCUCAUCCAGUGAUUCGGAUAAUUCGAAGCAUAAAAAAUCCAAACGAAUUAAAAAUGGUGACAAAGCCAAAGCCAAAAAACGUGCUACCAAAAAACGGUCUCACAAAAGAUCGUCAUCAUCAAGUUCGGAUUAAUAUUUAGAUAACCGUUACUUACCUUUUACUUUUUAAAUUUUCCAUAGCAUACAAACAUACACUUUGAUUUAAUACGUUCAGUUUUGAUAUUUGGAUUUUAUUUUUUUAAAAUAAUGUUAACAUUUAGUAUAUCGCUCAUAAUACUAUUUUGAAUUGAUAGUUCGAUCGGAAUUAGGUCCCUCAUAACAUCUUUUUUAACUUCAAACUGAAAUUUAAAUAAUGUUCUCUUGGUUAUUCGAUGUGGGAUGUAAUCUAUACAAAUUUUUGGCUACACCAAGAAACACCUUUGACCGAAAACCUAGCUGUAAACUCUACAAUCUUUUAAACCUUAAAAACGUAUUAUUCGUUCAGCGACUCUACUGGACACUGCUUAUAGUUGAUGUUACUUCUUGCCCACGUAGCGUCAUGUCCGAAAGAUUACAUCUUCAUAGAUUUAUUCCACCAUUAAAAAAUAUACAACAAUAAUUUGCACAUAAAAUUUAUUCUUAACGUUAAAAUUAAAACCCCUUCAACUGUUGAGAAUGAAUUUUAAUUUUUUAUAAUUGAUUGUGUAUUCGUAAAUAAAUUACAAAUUUUAUUUAA
Messenger RNA from Contarinia nasturtii (swede midge), 1257 nucleotides. RefSeq names its product protein SREK1IP1. The coding region runs from base 136 to 675 and encodes 179 amino acids. NCBI's taxonomy places the organism in Eukaryota, Metazoa, Arthropoda, Insecta, Diptera, Cecidomyiidae. Gene Ontology annotation, molecular function: nucleic acid binding; zinc ion binding. The transcript has 3 exons. The record is from RefSeq and is a predicted model, not a curated record.